Messenger RNA from Notechis scutatus (mainland tiger snake), 863 nucleotides. The record is from RefSeq and is a predicted model, not a curated record. Lineage: Eukaryota; Metazoa; Chordata; Lepidosauria; Squamata; Elapidae.
AUCCCAAUUUUACAACAAGCUCAAGCCGUCGCUUCCAGGCCGCUAUUGCUCUACGCCAGUCCCUGGACGUCCCCCGUCUGGAUGAAAACCAACGGUGCCAUGACGGGUCGCGGUACUCUCAAGGGCCAACCGGGCGACAGAUAUCACAAAACCUGGGCAAACUAUUUCAUCAGGUUCCUGGACGAAUACGCCAAGUAUAACCUGACUUUCUGGGCCAUAACAGCUGGGAACGAGCCCACAGCUGGAGACAUUAUCUUCUACCCUUUCCAAUGCCUGGGGUUUUCCCCCGAACACCAGAGAGAUUUCAUCGCCGAAGACCUGGGACCGGCCUUGGCCAACAGCAGCUACAAGGGCAUCGAGCUGAUCAUUUUGGAUGACCAGAGGGUGAUGUUGCCUUACUGGGCCGAAGUGGUUCUCAAGGACCCUAAGGCUGCCCAGUACAUCAACGGGAUCGGGAUCCACUGGUACCUGGACUUCUUGGCCCCCAUCGACCUGACGCUGUCCAUGACCCGUCACCUCUUCCCCAACUAUUACCUGAUCUCCACCGAGGCCUCUACGGGCUCCUAUUUUUGGGAGCCCCGGGUGGUGCUGGGCGGCUGGGACCGCGGCAGCAAGUACAGCCACAGCAUCCUGACGAAUCUCAACGAUUACGUCACCGGCUGGACAGACUGGAACCUGGUUUUGGACAUGGAAGGGGGACCCAACUGGAGCAAGAAUUAUGUGGACAGUCCGGUGAUUGUAGACAAGGAGAAAGACGUCUUUUACAAGCAGCCGAUGUUCUACCAUAUGGCCCAUUUCAGGUGAGCUCAGAUUCUGCUUCUAGAUUUUUCUUUCUCUGCGUUUCCAUUUGUGUAUUUCAUAUU